AACAACAGGAACUAGUGCCUAACAGUUUGGGCUUCCCUUCGUCUCGUCGAAACCUGCACAAGAUUACCCGCUCUAGUGCGUCUUUCUGGAACAUCUGGGAAUGUCAUUGGCGCCUCGCAGCAGCCUUUCUUCUGCUCUUCUCUUUCCACCACUCACUCAUUCCACUACCUGCGUAUUCUUUGCUUUGCCGACUGCACCUGUAUAAUCCUCUUCUCGCCCCCACGUUCACUCACGCGACCCCGGUCUCUGAGACUACUGUUGGUUUACUUCGAUUCUCUUCGCUUUGCAUUGCUUUUUCGCCAACAGACUCCCCGUGUUCCGCGAAUCCUUCGCGUCGAUCUCCAGGUUGCCGUUCCCUUUCCCACCGAUCACAGAGUCAAUUCCACCCUGCCGCAGGUUUCAGUCUAGUCUACCUGUGUUUGCUUGCAUACACACCUUGCCCACACCACAACACCGUCUCUCGCCAGUGGACCGUGAGGCUGGACCUAGCCGUCUCGAUGCACAAUGGAGUACGGUGAUGAAGGCGCCAAGCCGAACAUGAUGGCUUCGGACAUGAGCGCCGACACGAAUGCCGCCGGAAGCGCGAGGAGCGAUUCCCUCGGCGCUCUUGAUCCCAUCACGCAGCAGAAUCAAAACGGCCCAAAGCCGCCCAUCAAGCGCAGAGCUCCCAUCGCCUGUAAAAGGUGUCGCCGCAUGAGAAGCAAAUGCAUGCACGAGAAGGGACAACCGCCAUGUAAAUCUUGCGCGGAAGCCGGCAUCCCAGCCAGUGAAUGCGUCUUCCCUCAGCGCGGCCAACCGGAUCUGGAUCGUGAGUAUCGACACCCUCGCAUGAGGGCCGAAAAAACCGCCAAGCGGGACGCCGAGAAGGCAAAGCGGAGCGCGUCCGUCGCGUCCGUCCCGCAGGGGCUGUCUACGCCAGCGCUCCGGAAGCCUGCAGACGAAUGGGAAUAUCUCCCGCCGCUUCCCGACAUCAUUGACGCUGUCCACAUUUUCACGCGCAAGUACUUUCAGCUUGGCUUCAUCCCGAAGGAGCUGUUCCCACAGCAGCUGCAGCGAGACCACCGCUCCGUCAGCGUCUUCCUCCUGCUCGGCAUCCUCAGUGUUUCGGCCCGGUUCUCGCCCGCAUUGGCCCAGAGAUACCAAGGGGAAAUGAAGGCCGUCGACUACUUCAUGGAGCGGGCCAGUAACCUGGCGCUGAACGAGCUAUAUCAGGAGCCCACUCUAGAGCGUUGUCAAGCUUUCUAUCUAUUGAGUCUUGCUCAGCAAGGGAGCGGAUGGAGGAACAGAAGCUAUAUAAACAUUGGCAUUGCUACCAGGAUGGCCGUGCUGAUGCACCUUCACCGGGAAGAGUUCUACAAGAUGAAGAACCCUACCAGAGAGAUGAUCAUCAGAGCGGAAUCUGCCCGGAGAACUUUGUGGAUGUUACACAGCCAAGACAACCUUCAUUGCGGUGCUCUUUCGCCCGUUUCUCUGGCCGCAAAUGAUAUAACGGCAUUGCUCCCUAGUAACGAGGAGGAUUUCGCCUACGGCCGCGAGCCACUCUCCCGUGCGGCCCUCGAAGAUACUCCACCCGCACGCGAGAACCCUUCCCUCAUCCACCAACCGUCCCGGUCUCUGUUUGCGAGCCUGAUGCAGGCACAUUACUACUGGGGCAAGGUCGCGCGCAGGGCCAUGGCAACCAUGAAGAGCGCCAAGCCCUGGGAUCCAACCAGCGAGUACGCCAUCAUGGCCAAACAACUUUGGAACUGGGAACAGCAGCUCCCACAAGAUCACCGAUGGAGCAUGGUCCUGCUCAAAGGGCACAAGUCGGUCGGCGAAGACUUGGCUUAUCUUGGAGUUACCAUGAUCACGAAGCUCUGCAACAUCGUGUUGAGAAGGGCGUAUCUUGAUAAUAUUAUCAAGACGGAUGAAAAGGAUCCCCAGCGCCGAGCCUUCUUCGCCCAGAUGUCGGACGACCUUUUUCGCAACGUGCGGGAGCUGUAUGAGCAGGUUGACGCUCAGUUCAGUGUCCGGUCUUCAGAAGAGGGCGUCGGAGCUCAGAUGGCAUCGUUCUGUGUCUACAGCUGCGGCCUCUUCUCGACCUAUUUGGCCAAAUACCGGAACAUCUGCUCGGACAAGUCCAUUGUCGCCCAAGCACCGAACAUGCUGCAACGCUGCAUGUCUAUACUCAUUGAGUCCAAACAGACGUGGCCCUUGGCCUCUCGCUGGCUUGAAUCGUUAGAGCGGUUCUCGCGUGAUCCCAAAGCAGCUGCCUUCAGUCUCGAAGGCAGCAUGGCUGACGGCAACGAUCGUACCCUCCGCCCACUGCAUCCGUCGCCUUCGAACUUCACCACAAAGGGACCACGCGCAGAGGCGCCCAAGUAUCAGCUUCCUGGCCCGCCCACAACGCCCUUGGACGAGAAAAAGCCGCCGCCGCCAUCACUACGAAACAACAGCACCAGCAGUAGCGCGUCCAUUAUUCUUCCUCCUCCGAGCCCGUCCCCGAGUUUACAGCAGCAGCAGAUGCAUCAGCAGAACAACACUGUCCUGUUCCCGCUUCCGCUUCCGCUUCCGCCUUUGGCCACCACCCACCAGCAACAGCAGCAACAGCAACUUCAUCAGCCACAUCAUCAACAGCCACAGCAUUCGCAACACCACUACCAACAGUCACCACAACACCAAAUCCUCUCUACUCACCACCACCAACAACAACAAGAACAGCAGCACCAUCAUCACCACCACCACCAACAGCAGCACCACUCGCAACAACCAAUCCUCCAGCCCCAUAUGCAGCAGAUUCCCCCCGAGCUGCAACCGCACUUCUCCUCACCCAUAUAUUCCCAGGCUCCCCCGCCAUACAGCCCGAACAACGGCAUGGGAAUACUUGUACAGGCCGCCACCUUCGAUACGGCGAGCCCGAUCCUGGGCGGCCCGCCAUCGACAAACCCGUACGACCCGACAGCCGCGGCUGCCGUGGCCGCAUUCUACAACUCGCCGGGCUCCGCGUCCAUCGUUCUCGGUCCCGGCACUGACGGCUUCGAGUGCGAGCUGCAGAGCUGGUUCGACGGCGAGGCGCCCGUCCAGGCGACGAGCUGGAUCGGAAACGGCGCCGCAGGUCUCGGCUGGUUUGGGUCUACAUAAUUUUAUGAUGCAACCAUUCGUUUUACUCGUUUGUAACAAGAGCAUCCAUCCGUCGGUCUAUGGCCAGCCGCCAAGACAGACCAUGAGAAAGACGCGGUCCCUUUCUCCAUGACAUGUAAUCUUGGCGGACGGCGCGGAAGGACAAGGCCGCGCCUCCUCCACACUCCCCUCGCCGGACAGAGACAGGCUGGCGGUCAGUACCUGAGCUUCCAUGGCAGGUCAGGAGAAGGAGGGUGCAUUCGAGUUCGGGACCCCCUGAGGGUUCCUUUGUUUGCCCUGUACAUCACCCGCCAUGAGUGUUUUUUUUUUGCCCC
This is a messenger RNA of Colletotrichum destructivum, 3434 nucleotides long. RefSeq lists its product as uncharacterized. The coding region runs from base 505 to 3120 and encodes 871 amino acids. Gene Ontology annotation, biological process: regulation of DNA-templated transcription; DNA-templated transcription. Gene Ontology annotation, cellular component: nucleus. The record is from RefSeq and is a predicted model, not a curated record. The transcript is spliced from 10 exons. Gene Ontology annotation, molecular function: DNA-binding transcription factor activity, RNA polymerase II-specific; zinc ion binding; DNA binding. NCBI's taxonomy places the organism in Eukaryota, Fungi, Ascomycota, Sordariomycetes, Glomerellales, Glomerellaceae.